Molecule: messenger RNA, 3717 nt
Organism: Atta colombica
Lineage: Eukaryota; Metazoa; Arthropoda; Insecta; Hymenoptera; Formicidae
Exons: 11
Coding region: 46-3717 (1223 amino acids)
Source: RefSeq, a predicted model, not a curated record
CUUCGGACAAAUAUUAUAGAUCAAGAAAUUGUAUGAGUUGUUACAAUGGCAUUGUCAAGGGAAUUAUUAAAGCGAUUAAAUUCAGAUGAUUAUCCUUUAGCAAAGCGAUUAAAAUUAGCGGAAACUGCAUUUUGUAAAGUUGAUCUACCACUUAUUCGGAAAGAGGACUUUCUUUUGGAGUGGCUAUGUAAAACUUGUGUCACGAAUCAUCAUGCUUGGAAAGCUUUGAAUAAUUGUUUGAAAUUUAAUCAUAUCAAUAUUAGAGCAGAUAUCAAACAAUGUUUAGUUGAAAUGCUUGUACAAACAUUAAAGACUGAUAUGAAAAACAUGUAUGAAGAAGUCCUUGAAUGCUGUAGUUUAAUUUUUGUUAAUAAUAGUAUACGACAAUAUUUUAUAACCAAGCCAAAAAUUGUAGGCUUAUUGAUAAAAGCUGUGUUAAAUAACGUGUUGAAACGUUCUAGCUAUGACAAUAUAAUGCAAAAGAAGAUUAAUCAAUUGUUUGAACCAUGUAAAUUGUCAUCUGUAGAAAAUAAUGCUGUAAUAACUAUUAUCGAAAGUCUGAUGCAAAUGUAUGAACAGCUGGUUACUAUAAGAGAUGAUCUGAGAUUAACUUUUAUACAGGAUAUUUUAUAUCCUAUGUGUAUUUUAGUUAAUCACAUAUAUAGAGAUAAUACAAAUCGACUUAAUAUAGUAGCAUACAAGUGUAUUCAACAAUUGCUGUUAGGAAAAAAUAAAUCUAUACAAAAUAAACAGACUGAAGGAAAUCAAUCAAUGUUUUCAGAUUUAUUUUGCAUAUUAUCUGAAAAUGUAAAGACAUUAAAUCUUCAGAGUAAUCUUUUAACUUACCAGUUUAUUUUUAAUACCAUAAUAGAUACAUAUAAAUCAAAUACUAUUUUGUUGGAUACGUUUUUCAGAAAUCUAAUUAACUCUUCGGGAAAAUAUAAAUGGGAAAUUUUAGAUUCUUUCCUCAAACUACUGAAUGAUAUAACACUCAACUUCGAUAAUAUCAUAGAUGGAAUCACAUUAACCGAAUAUUUUCAGAAUUUUAUAAAUGAGAUUUUGAUGGAUGAUGAUGUAAUAUGUAUGCAUUAUAGAGUACUUACACAACUUUCAUAUAUCAAUCCACUUUUGAUAGAAAAAAAUAUUUCGAAUAUUGUAAAUAAGAUACUUAUGAAAGAACAAACUACUGAUCAUACAAACUUGUUAAUUGCAAUUUUAUAUACCAGCACAAAAUUAAGACGGGAGCAAAAGUUUAUCUCGCAAUUAUUAAUAUCAUUAAAGCAACAUGUUGCAACAAAAAAGAUAUAUAAAGCAAAUACAUCUGCUUUUUUCCCAAAUUGUGCAGAAUUAUUGCAGUCUAAUACUUCAUGUAAGAAUAUAUUGAUAUUAAAGAUAACAGUAGAAUUACUUAUUAUACUUUUUGAAGGUAUGCAGGUUUUUGAAUAUACCAGAAUAUUACCCAUUCAUGAGAAAUUUAUCAAUUGCCUAGAUGAAGUAGGGAAUGCAUUAUCGCUGUUGAUAAAUAAGUCAUUGUGUUUAAGUCAUAAUAAAACUGUUAUCAUAAUAUUAUUAAGUGCAGUGCAAUCAUUGAAUGAAAUACAGAAUAUGUUUACAUAUUAUAUAUUAAAAGAUGCUGUGCCAAAGAAACUACUGUUUCCAAUUCUGAAUGAUCCUUGGCAACAAUUAAUUCAAAGGAUUACCAAUUUUGGAGAAGAUAAUUGCAAGACUAUCAUGAAUAAACUUAUUUUACAUCGACUAAAGCUAAGUAUAUCAAAUAAACCUAUUAAACUUCACAAUUUAAUAGGUGGUCUUGAGUAUUCUUGGAGUAUUAUUUUGAAACAUGACACGGAUAUGUUUUCCUUAUUACAUGACAAAGAAAUAUCAAAAAUAACUUAUUUAUUGUUGACUGAUAUAAAAUCAAAUGAACAGAAUUUUCAAUGGUUUGAUUUAUUAGAUAAAGAAUGUCUUCAAGAAAAUAAACACUUUGUAAUGUGUCUCUUAAGCCAUAUUCUUGUUCAAAUUGGACAAAGCUUUUCAUUAACUAUUACCGAACAUAUUAACGUUAAACUGCUAAUGGAGAAUGGAUGUAACUAUAAAUUAUUAGAAGUUUUACAAAUGCUAAAAAAACAGAUAUCACAGGAACAAUGGAUGCAAAUAGCAAAUACAAUUUCUUUUGAAACUGAAUUAUAUUUAGAAAUAUUUCUUCAUUUACCAACGAUAUAUUUCAGCCCUAAUAUAAGAACAUUAAUAUUUUUGGUUGUGUAUUUUAUUAGUAAAAAAUAUGAAAAAAAUGACAAGGUAUUGGCAUUAUGCAAUAUAAUAUUUUCAGAUUUACUAGAAAAGACCGGAAUCGACCUAUUUCAGUAUAUAGAACCAAAAUUAUUAAUAAACCAAUUACCACAAAACAAAACAUUUUCGAAAGCUUAUGAGCUCUCUUUUCGGAAUGUAAGAACAUAUAGUACUUUAAAGAAACUCAUAAAAAGUUGUAUUCAAUGCAAGGAAGCAAUGUGCAUUAUUUUGGAAUGUAUGGAAGUUGUUAAACCAAAAUUGGAUGUCGAACAAAAAAUUAUUUUUAAAAAGGCAGAAAAAAAAUUAGCCAAAACUAUUUUAAAAUUAUUACCUGAACAUAUAAAUGAUGCUUUUGAUGUAAAAUGUUUAACAGCGGUGUUAAAAGUAACUUUUCAAACUAGAAAAGUUACUGACACUUUAAAAAGAUUAACUGAAGCAACUCUCAAAAAUAUAUUCACGGCAAGGACAAAUUUAAACAAUAUAAAUAAUAAAUUAUUGCAACAAAGUGUGCAAUUGUCUGUCAUUGUUUUACAGCAUCGAAAAAUGUUUGAAAUCCAAGAUAUGAUCAUCAACUUAUGGUUUAUAAUGUUGAAGCAUCCUUGUAAGAAUUUGAUCGAACUCUUAUUAACUUCUACUGAAUUAAAAGAAUUUUACGAAUUCUUAAGAUUAUUGCAUGAUCAAACGAUCAAUAGCUUGUUACAAAAAGAUGAAGCAGUAUGGACAAAUAUGUUUGUCAUUUGGAACAAUAUAAUUAAAAUAGAUAUGAAUGUUAAACGUAAUAAAGUGCGUUUAAGUGUGAUCAACAAUCUGUUGGAAACUGUAUUAACAUUGGAUAUGCCACAUAGAUAUUGGUCAGGACUAUUGAAUUUGUCUCGUGAUAUAAUCAGUACGAAACAUUUACUUAUUCCUGACAUUACGAUCGAUCUUAUUAUACUGAUUAGUUUAAAGUCAUUCGAUGAAGCGAAUAUAUCAUCGUGCGAAGAUGUACUUGCUAUAUGCAGAGCAUUGAUCAAAGUCAAAACAGAUUUGAUAACAGACAGAUUAUCUAAUUUAUUAUUAUUAUACAGACGCACAAUAAAUAUCGUUGUUCAUGCAUCGAGAAAUGUAGCCGAUAAAUUCGACGAGCAUCGAUUUAGAUGUUAUGCGCUCGAUAUCACAAAAUUGACAAACUCGUUCGUAAAAUUGAAGAAAGCUAUGGUCCGAUUAAGUCCUUAUGUUAUCGCUGAUCUCUUGCAAUUAAUUGUGGAAGACGCUAUACCAUCUUAUGUUAAGAUAGCUUUGCACGAAUCUUUGUGUCAAUUAAUUAGCAUCUGUGAUCAGCAUGGACUCGCUUUUUUAUCUCGUACAUUACCAACAUCGUUACAAGAAAUUUUCAAAGUACAGUUAAAUACAUUCAAAAAGUUUUAUAAAUAUUCUGGUAAGAUUUAA